UGCCUCCAAACGGCAAAUCAUGAUCAACCCCCUCCUGUUGUUUCUUUCCCACAUCCUACUCCAUUUUCCUACUUAAGUAUAAAACAAAAUUUAGCUUCCAAAAAAUAAAAAAGAAAAAGAUUUUGUUUCCAAUUCUGAUUCCAAAUGAAGGAUGAUGACACUGUGCCGACGACGACGGCAACAACGGGCACGGCGUAUGUGAAAAAGGAAAGCUCAGAUUCGAGUCUAUUUGGUAAAGGCCGUUAUAAGUUCUGGGCAUUAGCAGCGAUUUUGUUGCUGGCAUUCUGGUCGAUGUUCACCGGCACCGUAACUCUCCGGUGGUCCGCCGGUAAUCUCAACCGUCUUUCCGAUGAUCUCGAUAGCCCCAUCCAUGACGAUCUAGACGUCCUCGAAAUGGAGGAGCGAGAGAAGGUGGUGAAGCACAUGUGGGAUGUGUACACUAACAGCCGUCGGAUCAGAUUACCGAGGUUUUGGCAAGAGGCGUUUGAGGCUGCCUACGAGGAGUUGACCAGUGACGUGCCUGGGGUUAGAGAGGCUGCAAUCACUGAGAUCGCUAAGAUGUCCAUCCGCUCCGUCGAUCUUGAUCCUCCUCCCAUCCAAUCAACGAACGCAAGGGAACUGAGCAAGGGUCUGAAACGAUCGGAGAAAGGAGGAUCCAAGGUAGCCUCUAUCGGAAGUGGUCAAUGAUGUGAAGAAUGCUGGAUCCGAGGCUUUCCAAGUCUUUUUAUUAUUUUUGUAACUCUCAGUUGCUCGUGUGCUGCCCAAGUUUGUCAGAGGUAGUGGUCGGCAAAACCAUAGUUGUUCACAUUUUUCUCACAGCAACAAACUAUGUAUUUAUUUAGUUAGGCUCUCAAUUCUUUUUAAAAAUUUUGCUGUCACGAUCUUGUCUUGUGGAUGGUAAAACUGAAACAAUCAUCUUCCUUAGCCUGAUAAAUGGAAGCGAGAAAAUUUUGAAGAGAUUUCUUUUA
Theobroma cacao (cacao) is the source of this 968-nucleotide messenger RNA. Its product is annotated as polyol transporter, putative (DUF1195). NCBI's taxonomy places the organism in Eukaryota, Viridiplantae, Streptophyta, Magnoliopsida, Malvales, Malvaceae. The record is from RefSeq and is a predicted model, not a curated record.